UCGUUAUUUAUAGGCUAAAAAUUAUUUGACUUAUCACUGAUAAAGUAUGUUUACUUUGGGGAAAUUUCUUAUUCUGAUUUUACAAACUGUGAAGUUUUAAAAAUGUGAAAUGAAACGAGUUGAAGACUUGUACAAUGUGGAGGAGGUAAUCUUAAUAAAAUAAGCUUUAAUUGAUUGGUUAUCUCUCUAAAUAGUCUACUUCAAUCAAUUUCUCUCGAAUAAGCAUUCAAAGGUCAAGUUCUGAAAAGUGUCGAAAAUAUCAACGAUGUGCGUCGCAUUUAAUUAGAUAAACUACACAGUUGACUUAUGAAAAGUUGUCAGAGAUUUGACAUUUAUUUAAAGCUUUUCCUGCUAUCAUGUCCCGAUAUGAUAAAAUUCUUUUGUUUCUCACCGUCAUACCCAUCUUAUCUGUUAUUUACUUGUUUGACUUUAUUGAAUUAAUUCUCAUAGAUAAAUUCACAGAUCGUUUGUAAUUUCAUUAAACUUUGUAAACGUCAUUUGCACGAAAUAACACAAAACUGAUCCAUUUGUCUGUUACUCACAAACACACACUUUUAACGUGACC
Molecule: messenger RNA, 565 nt
Organism: Clunio marinus
Lineage: Eukaryota; Metazoa; Arthropoda; Insecta; Diptera; Chironomidae
Source: the annotation of a GenBank genome assembly